Chanos chanos (milkfish) is the source of this 2334-nucleotide messenger RNA. It is a transcript of the gene dlg4a, whose product is annotated as discs, large homolog 4a (Drosophila). Gene Ontology annotation, molecular function: protein kinase binding; ionotropic glutamate receptor binding. Gene Ontology annotation, biological process: cell-cell adhesion; establishment or maintenance of epithelial cell apical/basal polarity; postsynaptic neurotransmitter receptor diffusion trapping. Lineage: Eukaryota; Metazoa; Chordata; Actinopteri; Gonorynchiformes; Chanidae. The transcript is spliced from 21 exons. The record is from RefSeq and is a predicted model, not a curated record. The coding region runs from base 1 to 2334 and encodes 777 amino acids. Gene Ontology annotation, cellular component: basolateral plasma membrane; postsynaptic density membrane; neuron projection.
AUGCCUCCGCCUUUGAGGAAUCUGAAGUGCUUCUCUCCGGUGAUGUGCCAAUGUAAGCUCAUAUGUAGCAACCGAACUCUGUCGCUCAUGUUCGGCUGUAAGAAAUACCGGUAUCAGGAUGAGGAGACGCCCCCGUUGGAGCAUAGCCCUGCUCACCUGGCUCAUGGGAAGAGCGCUGAGAUGCUGCACAUGAGUGAUAAAAACCUGGCCACUGUCGACAGCAUGCACGGCUACGCCCCACACACACACAUCUCACCUGUCAAGGCAAAUUCCCCUCCAGUGGUUGUCAACACGGAUACAUUAGAUGGCUCGCCCUAUGUUAAUGGAACAGAAGGGGAGAUAGAGUAUGAGGAGAUCACUCUGGAGAGAGGUAACUCUGGUCUGGGGUUCAGUAUUGCUGGGGGGACUGAUAACCCUCAUGUUGGAGAUGAUCCAAGUAUCUUCAUCACCAAAAUCAUACCUGGAGGAGCAGCUGCACAGGACGGCAGACUAAGAGUGAAUGACAGUAUUCUGUUUGUGAAUGAUGUGGACGUGAGGGAGGUGACACACAGUCAGGCAGUGGAAGCCCUGAAAGAGGCCGGGGCCAUCGUCAGACUCUACGUUCUACGCAGAAAGCCUGUCGCCGAGAAAGUCACAGAGAUCAAACUCAUCAAAGGCCCAAAAGGUCUGGGUUUUAGUAUAGCAGGGGGUGUAGGAAAUCAGCACAUCCCAGGAGACAACAGCAUCUAUGUCACUAAGAUUAUAGAAGGAGGUGCUGCACACAAAGAUGGAAGACUACAGAUUGGGGAUAAGAUACUGGCAGUGAAUAAUGUGUGUCUGGAGGACGUGAUGCAUGAGGACGCAGUGGGAGCCCUGAAGAACACGGCCGAGGUCGUCUACCUGAGAGUGGCCAAACCCAACAACCUCUAUCUGACUAACAGCUACAACCCACCAGACCUCACCAGCACGUAUUCCUCCCAUAUGGACACAGAUCUCAGCCACCCAAACUACCUGGGCUCUGAUUAUCCACAAGCCCUCACACCCACCUCACCCAGCCGCUUCUCACCUGUGCUGCACGGCAUGAUGGGAGACGAGGACCUGACCAGAGAGCCCAGGCGAGUGGUGGUCCACCGUGGCUCUACGGGUCUGGGUUUUAAUAUAGUUGGAGGAGAGGAUGGUGAGGGGAUCUUCAUCUCUUUCAUUCUGGCUGGAGGACCCGCAGACCUGAGCGGAGAACUACGCAAAGGAGACCAGAUACUGAGUGUGAAUGGGGUUGAUCUGCGUGUGGCGACACAUGAACAAGCAGCCGCGGCUCUGAAGAACGCUGGACAAACAGUCACCAUCAUCGCUCAAUACCGACCAGAGGAGUAUAGUCGUUUCGAGGCAAAGAUUCACGAUCUGAGAGAACAGCUAAUGAACAGCAGUAUGGGCUCAGGUACCACCACACUGAGGAGUAACCCAAAGAGAGGCUUUUACAUCAGGGCUUUGUUUGACUAUGAUAAGACAGCAGACUGUGGCUUCCUGAGUCAGGCCAUCAGUUUUAAGUUUGGAGACGUGCUGCACGUGCUGGACUGUGGAGAUGAGGAGUGGUGGCAGGUCAGACGAGUCAGUCCUCAGGGAGAGGCAGAGGAGAUCGGCUUCAUCCCAAGCAAACGCAGAGUGGAGAGGAAAGAGUGGACGCGGCUGAAGUCAAAAGACAGAGUAGACAGCAUUGGGUCACAAGGAAGAGAAGAGGUCACGCACAGCUAUGAGACAGUAACACAAAUAGAAGUACACUACGCGAGGCCUAUCAUUAUUUUGGGUCCAGUGAAGGACAGAGUGAACGAUGACCUGCUGUCAGAGUUUCCAGACAAGUUCGGCUCCUGUGUGCCCCAUACGACACGACCAAAGCGGGACUAUGAGGUGGAUGGGCGGGACUACCACUUUGUGUCGUCACGGGAACAGAUGGAGAAGGACAUCCAGAGUCAUCGCUUCAUUGAGGCUGGACAAUACAACAGUCACCUGUACGGCACCAGUGUACAGAGCGUCCGGGAGGUGGCCGAACAGGGGAAACACUGUAUUCUGGAUGUGUCAGCGAAUGCCGUGCGUCGGCUGCAGGCGGCUCAGCUCCACCCAAUCGCCAUCUUCGUGCGACCCAAGUCCCUGGAGAACGUCCUAGAGAUAAACACACGUCUGACAGAGGAGCAGGCACGGAAAGGAAUGGAUCGCGCCGUUAAACUAGAGCAAGACUUUCUGGAGUGUUUCUCUGCCGUUGUGGAGGGGGAUAGUUUUGAGGAGGUGUAUCACAAGGUGAAGACAGUGAUUGAGGAGCAGUCAGGGCCUUACAUCUGGAUCCCAACCAGGGAGCGUCUGUGA